AUGGACCUUACACCAUCACCCCGAAAACAUCGGCUGGUAUCUCACUCCCAGUCAUCAGACUCUGGUCCCCCAUCCUCAACUAAAUCAAAUUCUGGGGUUCCAGCAGGCUCCAAUCGCAAGGGAUUCAACAUAAACAUCGCGGUAUCGCCCAUUUCUGUCUCCAGCCCUCCAGUCUCACACAAACAUACGCUCACAAGAUCUCAUUCACACUCACUGAAACACCGCCGAGGCAGCUCUGCUUCCACCAAUAAUCCGCUCCCACAACUCCUAGAAGACGCAGACGGACCUCAGCUACCCGAAUGGCCUCAACCAGCAAACGAAUCCCAGGGUCUCAGGUAUAACCUUGAACUUCCUUCCGAUGAACAUCUAGCUUCGCUUGACAUAGACGACCAACUCAAGUUUUUGGCUCUCAAGGAAAUGGGGAUAGUGGAGCUCAAAGACAAGAUCAGCCAGCUCAAUCUGAUCCUUCACAAAGGCGAAAAGGAUCUUCACCGACUUCGAGAAUUGGUCCAAAGAUCACUUUACAAAGAGAUGAGUGCUGGGUAUACAGGCUCGUCCAAACAUGUUCGACAAAGCAGCAAUCCUCGUGAUGAAGCAAUUGCAAGUACCAAAAACAGAACUAGAAGGCGUACGCUCUCGUCGUCAUCGUCUCCGUCAAAAUACCUACCAGUACCAGAACAAUCCGAGCCGGACUCGAAAUCUCGACUCUGGUCUAACCUUUCCAAACCUCUUGGUUUCAUACAGCAGUUUGACUCUAUGCUUCAAAAUGAGUUUGAGAGGUCGUUGAUACCACAAGUGCUGAAUUCAGCCAAUCCACAACCACGUACUUCUGAGGAAUCAUACCAGUCUCCAUUACGCUCACGCUCAAAAAACAAUGAUGUAGACCUUCCAACAGAGUGGACAUCCCUGCGAUCUCUGCUGCCCCAAAGAGCAUCUAGAAACCCAGAAGAGAUGUUUCAAGCGGUUUCGUCAUCUAUUUGGUCGUUUGUUAAUGACGUGAGGGAAAAUAUGCUUCCUCCUCGCGAAGAAGAAGAGAAAGACAAGGAGCUAUACAAUCUCGACAACGGUUCUACUGUCAGCGUUGAGAACAUGAACAAUAGCGAUUACGAUGAGACUACUACGGAAACGCUUCCAAGAAGACGCCUGCGUCAGAAUAGUAACGCCAUAGAUAAAUAG
Meyerozyma guilliermondii ATCC 6260 is the source of this 1176-nucleotide messenger RNA. RefSeq lists its product as uncharacterized. Bases 1 to 1176 code for a protein of 391 amino acids. The transcript has a single exon. Lineage: Eukaryota; Fungi; Ascomycota; Pichiomycetes; Serinales; Debaryomycetaceae. The record is from RefSeq and is a predicted model, not a curated record.